Messenger RNA from Sorghum bicolor (sorghum), 3535 nucleotides. Its product is annotated as chloride channel protein CLC-f. The coding region runs from base 413 to 2737 and encodes 774 amino acids. Gene Ontology annotation, cellular component: Golgi apparatus; chloroplast; membrane. NCBI's taxonomy places the organism in Eukaryota, Viridiplantae, Streptophyta, Magnoliopsida, Poales, Poaceae. Gene Ontology annotation, biological process: transmembrane transport; chloride transport. The transcript is spliced from 9 exons. Gene Ontology annotation, molecular function: voltage-gated chloride channel activity. The record is from RefSeq and is a predicted model, not a curated record.
CAAGCUGUGCACGCAGGCACCGAAGAAGAUCGGCGCCCUUCUAUGCUGGGAAUCUCACUUCAACCGCCAGCGGCCAGACACCGUUGCCGUUGCAGCAGCGCUCGCCAGUGGACGACCAGCGCGCUCCGCGCGACUCGUCGGUCGGCCGGGCCUCUCUGUUUCAUCACUGCCGUGGUCGUGCUCGUGCUCGCGAGCUGUCUCGCUGACUCGUUCUCUCACCUGCCUUCCCGCGUCGGCGUCGCCGGCCUCCUCGUAUCGUAUAAGAACCGACACGCCGCCUUCGCACUCGUCAUCGUCAACCCCUCCGCUUCGCCUCCCUCGCUCGCGCUCGCAUUCCCUCCCGCCUCCAGAUCUCGAUGCGGCGGGCGCUCCCCUGACACCUGACGAUCGAGGCGACGCCAGCCACGCCACCAUGUCCUCCUGCGACGACGACCACGCGUCGCUCCUCAGAUCCCAAGCCGGGUCCUCGUCCUCGCCGCGCGGGCCGGCGGGGCACCAGCAACAGCACCACGCCGACGUCGAGGCGGACGAGGCCACCGUCACCGCCUCCCCGAGGCUCGCCAGCGGCGGCGGCGGGGGCGUGCGCGGCCUCCUGCGCAACCUCGAACGCCGCAUGACCGCACGCGGAUCUGGGCCUGGCCGUCGCCAGCACCAGCAUUACCAGCAGCUCGAUCGCUCCGUGGCGAUCGAGUCGCCAUCCCCGACGCCGUCGCAGCGGCAGCGGGAGAGAGCGGCGGCGGGGGAUGACGACGAGCUCGGGGACCGGGCGCCGCCCGAGUGGGCGCUCCUGCUCAUCGGCUGCCUCCUCGGGCUCGCCACCGGCAUCUGCGUCGCAGCGUUUAACCGCGGGGUUCAUGUCAUCCAUGAAUGGGCAUGGGCAGGUACUCCGAACGAAGGAGCAGCAUGGCUCCGCCUGCAGAAGCUAGCUGAUACUUGGCACAGGAUACUGCUGAUCCCGGUGACUGGAGGUGUGGUUGUAGGAAUGAUGCAUGGGUUGCUCGAAAUAUUUGAGCAGCUAAAACUUGUGAAAUCAGGGCAGACGCAAGGAAUCAACUUUGUUGGAGCCAUCUUCCCAACCAUAAAGGCUGUCCAAGCUGCUGUUACCCUAGGGACUGGUUGUUCCCUGGGGCCUGAAGGUCCUAGUGUGGAUAUCGGCAAAUCAUGUGCAAAUGCAUGCUCAGAAAUGAUGGAGAGUAACCGGGAAAGGCGUAUUGCACUUGUUGCUGCUGGUGCUGCUGCUGGCAUUGCUUCAGGCUUCAAUGCAGCAGUUGCUGGGUGCUUCUUUGCCAUCGAAACUGUAUUGAGGCCCCUUAAAGCAGAAAAUUCACCUCCAUUUACGACUGCAAUGAUAAUAUUGGCAUCUGUUAUAUCAUCUACUGUUUCAAAUGUUUUACUUGGAGCAAGACCAGCUUUUAUAGUGCCAGCAUAUGAGCUAAAAUCUGCUGCCGAGCUACCCCUGUACCUUAUCUUAGGAAUGCUCUGUGGAGCAGUGAGUGUGGUAUUUGACGGAUUGGUAGGAUGGUUUUCAAGAUUCUUUGGACGCAUAAAGGAAAAGUUUGAUUUUCCUAUUAUAGUGUACCCUGCUUUGGGUGGGCUGGGAGCUGGUAUCAUAGCUCUGAAAUAUCCAGGGAUCUUAUACUGGGGUUUCACAAAUGUUGAAGAAAUACUGCAUACUGGGAAAAGUGCUUCUGCUCCUGGUAUCUGGUUGUUAACUCAACUAGCAGCUGCAAAGGUAGUUGCAACUGCCCUCUGCAAGGGCUCUGGCCUUGUGGGAGGGCUAUAUGCUCCAAGCCUGAUGAUUGGGGCUGCUGUGGGAGCUGUUUUUGGGGGUUCAGCUGCUUAUUUAAUAAAUUCAGCUUUACCUGGUAAUGCUGCUGUUGCACAGCCACAAGCUUAUGCUCUGGUCGGAAUGGCUGCUACACUAGCCUCAGUCUGUUCAGUCCCGUUGACUUCAGUACUGCUUCUCUUUGAGCUGACAAAGGAUUACAGGAUUUUGCUUCCUCUCAUGGGAGCAGUUGGUUUGGCAAUAUGGGUUCCUUCAGUAGUAAACCAGCCAAACGACACUGAGCCUUCUGGGUUUAAAACACCCAAACGAGGUUAUUCUUCAAUUUCAGCAGAAGACAGAAAUGGUAGCUCAAGGCAAGGUGAUGUUGUGGACGAUCUUGAGCUCAGUAUUAUACAAACUGACAUUAGUAACUAUGGAACUUAUAAUGAAGAAAUGCUUCUGGAUGAUUUGAAGGUCUCCCAGGCCAUGUCAAAGGUAUAUGUCAAAGUGUUACCAUCUGUUACAGUAACAGAAGCUCUUAAGCUAUUGCAUGAUAAACAGCAAAAUUGUGCCCUGGUUGUGGACCCUGAAGAUUUUCUUGAAGGAAUUAUUACAAUAGGGGAUAUACGGCGCAUGGGAUAUGGGUUACACAUGGAAAGUUUCAUCAAUGGAGAUCACCCCAAGUCUGAUGACAAUUCUUCCUCCAUUUCAUCAUGUCUUACUCGAGGAUUCCAGUACUGUGGGAGUGAACGUGGAUUGUUAACAUGCUUUCCAGAUACUGAUUUGACCACUGCAAAAAGUCUUAUGGAGGCCAGAGGGAUAAAACAACUGCCUGUAGUUAAGCGUGGUGUUGCCCAUAGAACUGCAGGAAAGCGCAAGCCGGUUGCCCUUCUGCAUUAUGAUUCUAUUGGUUGCUGCGUUCGGGAGGAAAUAGAGAACUGGAAGACCAUAUAUCAGAGACUGGCUUGUUAAUAAUAUGAUACUACUUGGAUGAUAUUAUUAUUCAUUUAAUUGCCGAGGGAGGAUAUUGUGAACUGAAGACCAUAUAUCAGUGAAAAGCAGGCUUUCGCCUUGUAGCAAAUGGGCACUGAAAAAUUACAGUGCCCUUAAUGACACCACAACAGUAAGCGAUACUACAGGACAUCUAUGCGAAAUGUGGCUACACUGAUGCAGGGAUCAUUCAGGCAGUUUAAUCUCUGUACUGUAUCAUUUAUAGAUUCCACUAUGAUCUUAUUGGACAGUGCAGUGGCAAGCCUGACAAAUUCUGCAGAGACUUCCCAUUACAGCCAGUUUCAUGUGGCAUCCCUGCUCGUACCACUUAUUUGUUCUUGUUACGACCUGGACUUGUACUUUACACGGGAUAGGAACGAAGUACAGACGUAGUGAAAGAAAGCGGUACUUUUUACCCUCGUACUGCUUGUAAAUUGUAAAGUGUAGCAUAUAUUACAGCAUGAUCUCACUUCUGUUGCUGUGAAGCAUAUUCGUCAGUGUGAUCACACAGCGAAUUUGUGCAGUAGAAUCGGUCAUGUCGAUGUUGUAAGUUGAAGAAUCACAUUGCUUGUACAAUUUGCCAGCAUGUUGUUUUAGCUCCUCUGAUGAGUAUCAUGUUGUACUCCUAGAAACUGUUGGCUGAUAAGCCAUGUUGUUUUAGCUCCUCCGAUGAGUAUUCCGUUGUACUCCUAGAAACUGUUGGCUAUGGCUGAAAAACCAUAGCAGAAAGUAUUGUUGGCUGAUUUGUUGUGAGAGAAAAACAUUACCGAAUAGCUGACA